Dichotomopilus funicola is the source of this 627-nucleotide messenger RNA. Its product is annotated as putative high affinity copper protein. The transcript has 2 exons. The coding region runs from base 1 to 627 and encodes 208 amino acids. The record is from RefSeq and is a predicted model, not a curated record. Gene Ontology annotation, biological process: copper ion transmembrane transport. NCBI's taxonomy places the organism in Eukaryota, Fungi, Ascomycota, Sordariomycetes, Sordariales, Chaetomiaceae. Gene Ontology annotation, molecular function: copper ion transmembrane transporter activity. Gene Ontology annotation, cellular component: plasma membrane.
AUGGACCACGGCGGCCACGGCGGUUCGCCCUCAGGGCCAGCAUGCAAGAUCUCCAUGCUCUGGAACUGGUACACCCUCGACGCCUGUUUCCUCGCGCGUUCCUUCCACAUCACCUCCCACGCCGCCUUCGCCGGCACCUGUGUCGGCGUCGUGCUCCUCGUCAUCGCUCUCGAAGCACUCCGUCGGCUCGGGCGCGAAUACGACGAGCGCAUCCAGCGGGGGUUUGGGGAGCGCGCUAGGGCUUUGGCUGAGCUUGCCGAUGGCGACGACGAACAGGGUGGGUUUAGGGAUGAGGUGGGUGGUGAUGGGGACGGGUCAUCGUCGUCGAGUCGGACUCGGGCGAUUGCGAGGGGUGAGCCGCGGACGGUGACAUUCCGCGCGACGCCGGUGCAGCAGUUGGUGCGGGCUGUGAUUCACACGGCGACGUUUGGCGUGGCGUAUGUGGUGAUGUUGUUGGCGAUGUAUUACAAUGGGUAUAUUAUUAUUAGUAUUUUGGUCGGGGCGUUGCUGGGGAAGUUUUUGUGUGACUGGUUGACGGUUGCGGUGGUUGUUGGGGGGGACGGCGAGGGGAAGGUGAAGGGGAGUGGGAAUGGGGCUUUGGAGGAGCCUACUGUUUGUUGUGGGUGA